This is a messenger RNA of Bubalus bubalis (water buffalo), 1971 nucleotides long. Its product is annotated as adhesion G-protein coupled receptor G4-like. Lineage: Eukaryota; Metazoa; Chordata; Mammalia; Artiodactyla; Bovidae. The transcript has 4 exons. The coding region runs from base 1 to 1971 and encodes 656 amino acids. The record is from RefSeq and is a predicted model, not a curated record.
AUGUCCUCAAUGUCAGUUGAUGUCUCUGCUUUUCCACCUCCUACUGUUUCUUCUGAUGCUUCCACAACAGGUGGAUCACUCUAUACUUCAUUGUCUUCAGUUACCCCCAGGCCUUCUAUGACCAUGCAAACAUUGUCAUUAGAUGUCACACCUUUGACAUAUGCUGGGUCUGCUUCAAAAAGUUCAGUGGCUUCCGUUGCUUUCACUACUUCAGAAAUAACUAAAGUAUCAUCCAGCAUCACACCUACAUCCUUUUCCUCCCCAGCAGAGCCAACUUUUCCCUCUGGGAAAACCAUUCCAACCACUGUCAUGGCUGGGACAGUGACUCCAUUCAUAGGCAUCCCUGUCUCUCCUCUACUCAGUUCUAAGAACACGGAACCUAUUUCUUCCAUUCCAAAGACCACAUUUUCAUCAUUUCUAUCAACAGCCCAACAAUCAUCACAAAGAUAUCAGGGCACCAGUCUGGGCAUAUUUCCUGGGAUUACUAACAGCUCCCUUUCAACUGUAAGCAGUGGUAAAGUAACAGCUCUCAUAAAUACUCAUUCCAGAACUGGUGCCCCUGAAAGUGUGCUUUCAUCUACUCUGGAAAAUCUCCACACUUCCUUGAAUAUUCAAAUUUCCCCAUCUUUGACUGGCUUUAAGAGCACUCCUGGAUCCACAAAAAGUGUAAAAAUUACCAUUUAUCAUUCUUCAAAUACAGAAAAGAAGACUUCCUCAUCAGAAAAUACUUCAACAGCUGAACUGACAAAAGGUGCCAUGUCUGUGAAUACACCUCUUUCAUACCCUCCCUGGAUUCCAUCCGGUACAACUUCACCCUCUUCGACAUUAGUUCUUUUUUCACCUCAAAGUACUGAAGCCAAGUUCUCUACUCCAAAGACUUCUCUUCCUCCUAUGUCCCAAAGAGUUGAAUCUCCAGUUCUACAAACAAGAACCACAUCUAGUAAUGCCCAGUCUCUGCUUUUGACUUCCUGGAACACACCCACAGCUGAAGAUUCUGAAUUUUCAGCUUCUACCACUGCUCAUGUACCUACAUCCCACAAGAAGCAAACAGAGAGUCCUUACGUUAGUCUAGAGUCUUUGUCAACAUUCCCAGUCUCUCAGACUGGUCUUGUACUUGGAGAUGUAAUGGCAAUGUCAUCAAUUUCCACAACAGGAACUCUUCCUACCUUGGGGAUGUCUGAGAGCCCUUCAUUAUCAAUAUCUUCAAAAUCUAUCCCUAUUACUUUGGCUGACAUUAAGCACACAUUUGAGAAGACAACUACAUCUGUAACUCCUGGGACCACACUCCCAUCAAAUAUUUCCGAUGCUGCUUCAGAAUCUAUCAUUUCAAAGGCUGCUGCUUCACCCAUGUUGACUUGGAUCUUAUCUAGUCUUCCUUCAGGUUCACCUCUGGCAACUAGAUCCAAUACUCUUCACAUUAUAUCUUCCUCUCCAGAAGAGAUAGUCAGUUCACUUCAGUUCAGUUGCUCAGUCGUGUCCGACUCUCUGCAACCCCAUAAAUCAAUUCUGAGGAUAAUUGAACAUGCUGGUCACAAGAUGGAGUUUCCUGGGAGGGCAGCAAAUCUGACAGUGGCCAGGCUGGCUUUGGCUGUCCUACGGGUGGACCACACAUUUGAAGGCAUGGCCUUCAGCAUUCGCUCCUAUGAAGAAGGCAUAGAGCCUGAGAGAGGCAGUAGGAUGUGGUUAACAGCAGGGACCCUGGGGCCAGAUGCAGAAUUUAAAGCUGGCUGUGCCAUUGUCCACCCAUGUGAACUCGUGGGCAAAUUCUUCAAUGCCCAGUGCCUUUGUUUCUUCCUAUCGGUGGCUCUUGCGGAGAGGGCCAGAGCCCAAGGCAAGUUCAAUAUGGCCCAGGGGCUCUGGAAGCACAGAGCCCCAGCACCCCAGCUGUCUGCGAGCUCAGGAAAGGCCUCUGUAGGAGAGGUGUCAGCGGAGAUGGAGGUCGAGUACCAGCUAGAAGAUUUAAAAGGGUGA